Molecule: messenger RNA, 10196 nt
Organism: Labrus mixtus (cuckoo wrasse)
Lineage: Eukaryota; Metazoa; Chordata; Actinopteri; Labriformes; Labridae
Product: zinc fingers and homeoboxes protein 2-like
Exons: 5
Coding region: 936-4067 (1043 amino acids)
Biological process (GO): regulation of transcription by RNA polymerase II
Cellular component (GO): nucleus
Molecular function (GO): DNA binding; DNA-binding transcription factor activity, RNA polymerase II-specific
Source: RefSeq, a predicted model, not a curated record
GCCUUGAGUGGUGAAUCUGCAGACCGGUGCAGAUCAGGGCUGCAGGAGGGGGACAGGGGGUGUGUGGCUGCAACAUGCCUGCGCCUCUCCACCGCAACCCGAGCAGCCGUGCCAGCGUCCGGCUGCAGCACAAUCAAACUUUUCUGUACAUUUUCACGUCACCUGCACGCGAAACAUAAAUUUGGCAUCCUAUGCAAAUAUAUGCUGACGUAAAAGAUCAUGUGGUUUUUGUCGUCGAUCCCCCCUAUGAGCAACGAGGAGGUUUUUUUUUCUCCUCUCUACUGUUGUCUUUAGGUUAGCUAUGCUACAAUCUUUACUGUACCCAGCGCUAGCUAUAUGCGCCCCGCACCGCACCACUCUGGAUAUCUGGGAAUAAUCAACUUCCAGGCUGUCGCACCCUGCACCCAAAGACCGCUCACAGAUUCCACAGGAGAUUACCCAGAGUGCCGCUGGCCUGAGGCUCGCCAAGAAGAGCGAGGGAGCGAGAGAAAGAGGAGCACGUCCAGCAGUGAUUUGCGGAGGAGGAGGUGGAGUCUCAGGAAGAGCCCCUCCUCCCUCGACUGAAGCCCCGCCCCCUCUGAGGAAGUGCACUUGAGUGCCGUUGCUGUCUGUGAUGCCCUCCCAUGACGCCCAGGUCGGUAGCUGACACUGCCAGUGAGCGGGAGACGCCACUGCACACCCGGUCCUGGGCCGGCACCGUCAGCCGGUUCUCGCCCUCCAUCUUGCACACUGGAGACUCAAGCUCCCCCCGCCUACCAGUAUCCACAACCAUCAGCUCUGACCCACUACAAUAAGGUCCGCUCAAAACCAGACGCGCUGACGUCUUCGGCCAGCACCAGCAGCAGCAGCAACAGCCAAAAACAACAGUAUCUCCAACGCAAUCAGCAACACCAGCACCACCAUAACCACCAGCAGCAGCAGCAGCAGCAGCCAUCAUGUCCAGUCGUAGAAAGUCGUCCACCCCCUGCAUGGUCCGGGUCUUCAGCAACCUGCCAGAACAGAAAGAAGACCCUGAGGAGGUGAUGGACAUGGACAUAUUGACAGACACCAAUGAGACAGAACAAGACAGGAUAGAAUCACCUGAAUCUGCAGAGAAGAGUCCAGCUCUUCAGCAGGAGAAUCCAGACCAGCAGACACUUCCAAAACCACUGGAAAACCAGAAUUCUGAGCCGCCAGAACAAGAAGAGCAGUUGGGUAAAGAAAACCAACUCCCUGUCAUCGAAGAUGUGGAACCCAGAGAGGACAAGGACAGGGAGGAAAUGGAAUCUGACCCCGCGUCCCAGCAGAAGCAUCCCAGAGGGUAUGAGUGCAAAUACUGCCCGUUUUCAACGCAGAACCUGAAUGACUUUAAAGAGCACGUGGACUCAAGCCACCCCAACGUCAUUCUGAAUCCGUUGUACCUCUGUGCCGUCUGUAACUUCAACACCAAGAAGUUUGACUCACUCACAGAGCACAAUGAGAGUCAGCACCCAGGGGAGACUAACUUCAAGUUCAAGAGGAUAAAAAACAACAAUCAGACGAUCUUAGAGCAGACAAUCGAAGGCAAGGACAAUUCAGCUGAAUGUGAGGAGACAGAAGAGCAGGGUCAGAGCAGUUCUGUGGUUCCACCCUGCAUAUCUACCACAGUGAAAAGCCCAGACAAUAUCCAGUCAUUCUAUCAAGGGAGCGAACUGAAAACCCAGCUAGACGGCCUGAUCCAGAAGGAUCAAAUCACCGCCGUUAACAUCAACGGAACAGUCAUCAUCCCUGAACCCACCAUCCUGCAAGGGCUCUCCCAUGUCACCCCCAUGCUCCAGCGUCCGCCCAACUUUAACUCUGUACCAAAAAUAGCUGUUCCCUUGAACACCACCAAAUAUAACCCUUCUUUAGACGACAACUUGACGUUGAUCACAUCCUUCAACAAGUUUCCUUACCCGACACAUGCAGAGCUGUCCUGGCUGACAGCUGCCUCCAAACACCCGGAGGAACAGAUCAAAGUCUGGUUCACCACCCAGCGGCUGAAGCAAGGAAUCACCUGGUCCCCGGAGGAGGUGGAAGAAGCCAGAAAGAAGAUGUUCAACGGCUCCAUCCCUCCUGCGCAUCACACAUUCACCGUCCUGCCUACGAGCCCCACGUCUCAGCGGUCUGCCAGAUUCUCCAAGCAGCAAGUUGUCCACACUACAGUCGGACAUUCAAGUCAUGUACGGACAACUUCUAUGAACGGAUUUGGUGUGAACUCUACCAUACACUCUCCCGCCGCAGUUAAACGAACACACCUGACGACGGUUUAUGGCCCUGAGUCCAAGAGGCCAAUCAUGGCUGUUGCCCCUCAUUCUGGUGACCCUAACGACAAGAUCCUCAUGGCCCCUCCUCCACCUCCCCCUCCGCAGAAAGACCGCCUCCCAAUGGCUCCACCUCCUGUUCCAAUGGAGAUGAAGAGACCUGUAGCAGUUCCCUUGGCCACCACAGAGAUGAAGAGGCCAUCCGCUACUGUGCCUUUAAUGCCACCGCCAUCAUCGUUGUCGUCACCAUCCUCUUUGUCCAAAGGGAAGACGAUCUCUACGUUAGGAAUCCCCAAAACAAAACCUUUGGUGUCCAUACCCUCUCUAGUAUUUCCAGAGUCUUUAACUAGGCCAACUUUAGUUCCCCCACCUAUAUUUGCCCCUCGGUUUACAAACUCGUUACUUCUUCCUUUGAGUUCAGCCAUCCCCUCCAAAGAAAUACACCAGAGUCCCCAUGCUAUGCCAGCUGCUGAUUCAAAGCUGCCCAACUCCCCUCCUCUUAUCACCCCACAGAUAAGGAGGCCCACCAUCAUCCAGUCCAUUCGGGCUCCAGCUAAAGCCCCCUCACAGAUUCCCGGUUUCCAUUUGGAUAGCAAGAAACUUAAGGAGCAGCAAGGAGUAGAGCUGAAAGCCAGCUACCCCAGAGGAAACAGGGUCCUCACUCCUCUGGCGGAGGCCAACGGGACGUCUCGUGUGGACGGCAGAUGGUCCCACAGUCAGAUCUCCCCUGCUCCCAACAAUGGGGUCAUUCACCUUGACAUCGCAGACCAGCAAGCAGCAUCAAAACUAGAUUUCCAUCAAAAGUCGUCUGUUCUGACCCAAUUUCCUUUACUGGAGAGGAUGAAAGGAAAGACAGCGGAGCAGCUUAAGGUCUUGGAGGAGAACUUUUUGAGGAACAGUUUUCCAACGCACAGCGAUGUGGGCAAUCUGGCAACCACCACCCUCCUGUCCCACCAGGAAAUCGACAGCUGGUUUGUGGAGCGCCGUGCGCUACGAGACAACCUUGAACAAGCCCUUCUCAACUCCAUGGGCACGAAGAGGAUGGGCCCCGGUGGCAUUCCUGCCAUAACUAAGAAACGACUUCAUCAGCAGCAACAGACUCUACAGCUGAACGGGAUUCAUAAACCAAGCAUCGCUGUGGGCCAUCUUAAGAGCUUGAUUCCAACCUCCCACUCUCUGCCCAUCAUUGCUCCCGGCGCCAUCGCUCCCUCCAUUCCCAACCAGAACUCAUGCUUAGUGCCUCCUGAUAGCCGAUCUCUGGCACUCCUCAAGGACGAUUUUGCUCAAACACGGUGGCCUUCCCCUGAGGAGAUCAGCCAGCUGGAGGGUCGGACAGGAUCAGCUCGCACAGAGCUCGCUCGCUGGUUCAAUGACAGCCGGUUGCAGAACAGCAACAUGGAGCUGACAGAACUUUUUCACAACAAUGGCGUCAAUGGAGGACAGGUACAACCUGUGUGCUCACCUGAAAACGCCCCUCCCAGCAUCAUCCAGCGUUUUCAGGAAGGAGCGCCAACAAACAACAACAGCAGCAGUAAGGUGUUGGAGGUGGAGCUGGGAUGGAUAAUGGAGCAACGCGCUCUCAGCGGUCAACAACAUAAUGAGCUCCACGACCGGUUUGCUGGCAGGCUGAGGCAGCAGACCGCGGCGGAGCUGAAGAACGGGGGACAGAACGGCGGAGUGGGGGGAGGAGCGCGGGACAUGUUUGGGAGCUGGCUGGAGGACGGACACCUGAGGAGAGGACGGGAGCUGCUCCUGGACCGGGAGAGGAAGAUGUCCGAGGACUCGUCUGGGAGGCUGACUGGAUAAACGGUGCGAACAGGAUAUGCCGCCAUCGCCGCCCCUGCUGCUGGAGGAGAGAGAAAACGAGGUGGACGAGAAUGGAGCAUCGAAAAGAAGAAGAGUUUUUUUUAACAAUCAGAUUUUUUUUUUCUUUCUUGUUUUUUUUUACCAAUUUUUAUCUCUUGAUUGUCGCAGCCCGCCUCACGCACAGCAUCCUCCUCCUCCGUCCUGUAAUCUCGUCAGCGCCGCGACCUGAAGCGACCCGUCCACAGAUGUGAGGCUCGCCACGAGAAUAUGAGUUCAAAUGAGAGCAAGGCUCGCAAAUUAAAAUCAGGAGAGAGAAAGGGGACGACCAGGCUCACGAUCCAUGAAGAUAAUUUCAGUUCCCCUCCUCAUUUCCCCUUUUUUUAUCCUCUCAGUUCAGUUUAACAACAGAAGAAGAAAUCUUCACCUCACGUUUGACGAGAGACGAGAACACAAACAGAGAUGCAGCUGGAAGCUGAAGAUUUCUGUAAAUGAUGUAAACGCUCUAAGACGGGGAUCAGAGGGUCUUAAAGUCUCAAACUCUCCUUUACAGGUCGAUUAGUUGCAUCUCGACCAAACACUAAACGUGUUCAUUCAAUGUCACAAAAAAUGAUUGAUUAAAAAUAUUUCUACUUCCUGUUUUCUCUGCAGACAUCGUAGAAACACAAAUGAUAAAAGUAAAAAUACAUCAACCCUUUAAAGGAAGAAUGUACAACAUUUUACACAUAAAUAUAGAAAUCCAGUCUAUCCUGUGUAAAUGUGUCUCUCAGUCUUGUUUACAUGGACGUCUGGCUCCUCCCCUAGUGUACAAAAGCUGUUUUAGUCAAGGACUAGAGAGAAGAAGAAGAACAUACUCACUGAUUAUUUGGAUGUUGGUAAGAGUUUUUAGAUCACGGUCAUUCUGUGUAAACAUGCAAUGUGAAGCUACGAGCUAACUAAAGAGCGCUAACAUUAGCAUGCUAACAUAACAAUGCGGGCCACAGGUUAUUGCAGGACAAUUUUGUCCGCCACUUCUGCUAAAGUCCAUCGUGCAAACACAAGUGGAGGGGGGUUGGAGGUGUAUCGUUGGAGGAGAGCGGAGGCUUCAGUAUGGAGGGGGCGUGGCCAACCAGCAGUUUGUUUUGGCUUCAUGCUAGUGCUCAAGGGCGACACUUAAAAACUGCGGCGCAGUUACUGCCAACUCGCAGCAGACGCUACUGGAUCCAAGAUUCGCACAUUCUUUCUUUAAAAUCUUUUCCCUUUACAAUAAAUUGGAUUAGAUCCCUUUUUGUUCAAAGGGAGGCCUUAACCGCCCCUAAAAAUCUUUUUCUGUCCAGCUGUUCUUGUGCUGUUUAUAAACGGUGCAGAAUGAAACGUACAGAAAUCAGCGCAGUUUUUACGCUUCUCCGUCGUGUAAAAGUUGGUUGCAGGGAGAAACAAACCUUUUUUUUUUAAAGGUCUUUAAACUGAGUCAAAGUUUGCUCCACCUGUGAUCUCGGAUGAAAAUGCAGUUUUCUAUAAAUGAGUUUAAAACCCUUUAAAGGAGAAAGUUUACGUUGCAGCCGAGGUUCUUCCCCUUUAAGAGAUUUGAUUUAUUCUCAAAGCUUCCCUUUUAAAACAUCAAACUUCUCCUGAUGAUCGUGUUUGUCCGAACAUUUGUUUCGUUAAACUUUCCCUUUAAGAAGUUUCACUUUAAGAUCCUGAAAACUGAACUUCUCCUUUAAGUCUCUCGCUCUCUCGCUCUCUCGCGCUCUCCCUCUCUCUCGUGAGACGGGGAUUAGCAGGUUGUGAACUCUGAGGGUCGGAUGUUUGCGGCUGAGGUGAUGCUGUGCGUGACCUGUGUUGCCGUGGAGACAGAGAAGGAGGGGUGAACCGGAGCACUGAAUGUGUGCCUGCAGCAGCGAUCUUGACUGUACACAGAAACAAACCGACAGAAAGACAGACGGAUUUAAAACAAACAAACAAGAAAUAAAAACAACAACAACAUCGCCGAGUGCCAAAGCUGGGAUCUGCUGCAUUCUCAAUACACUUUAAAAAAAGGGUUCUUCUUCUUCUUGUAAAUAGGAUCUAUUUGUUUGUUUGUUUGUUUGUUUUGUUUUUUCCUGUAUUGCUACAGAUUUGUAAGAUUUUGCGGAAACAGAAAUUUGUUACAUUUUGUAAAAUGGGAGCAUCUCGUCCACCCGAAGCCCCUCCUUUCGUUAAGUUUAUAACACCCCCCCCCCUUCCCUCGGCCCCCGUCACUCACUCUCUCUCUCUCUCUCACUCUCUCUCUCUCAGCUCUUAUACAUUUUUAGUUUUUUGUUGACGGACUUUGAAAACAAACGGUGCCAGCGUCGGUAUUCGUUUUUUUAUUUAGAUUCGUUCUCCGUCUCUCUCUCUUUUUGUACUGAACAGUCGAACGACGACAAAAAACAGAACAAACAAAAAAAAAGACAGACCGGUUGGCAAUACUUCAGUCACUUCUUCUUCAUCUCACCGGCACUGGACUUCCGCCCGCCACCUUCCCGCUGAGAGGAGGAGGAGGAGGAGGAGGAGGAGGAGGAGGAGGAGGAGGAGGGACUUCACAUCCAAUCAGAUUUUAAAAAACAAAACUCAAAAAAGCACCUUUGGACCUUUUUUCUUCUUUUUUUUACUGUGCUGAAGUGAAGUCAAGUGCUAUUAUGAUCUUAUUCUGACGAUUAUGAUAUUGUUAUUAUUAUUAUUAUUAUUAUUAUUAUUAUUAAUAUUGUAGCCACUCUGUCUGGAACCCUUUUUGGAAGAAAACAAAGAAAAAAAAAAAAAAAGAGAAACUUAAGCCAAUCUGCACUUCUUGUUCCGACGAACAUGCUUGUAUGACCAAGUGACUGUCGUGGAUUAUUUUUGUUUUUUGUUCAAAACCGAUAAGGAACAAACGACAACAACUAUGUGAAAAACAACAACAACAACACAAAGCAGUUGAAAAAAACUGCCUAACAUGGCGACAAAGCGCAGAAGGAUUCAACGGUAACGCUCACACACAACACACACUCUGACAGAAACAACACAAUCCAGAAAUCAUGCUGCCUGAAUCGUACUUUCAUCUCUCUCUUUCUCCCUCACUCGCUCACUUUGUCCUUCCUAUUCUCCCUCUCUCGCUCUCUCCCUCGCUCGCUCACUUUGUCCUUCUUCUUCUUCCCUUCCUCUCUCUCGUAUCUGUCGUUUCUUUUCUCCAUUCGCUGAUUGUUCUGUUUUACUUCCUCUCUCUCUCUCUAUCUUUGUCCUCCUGCACACCGUCAUACACACCUGUAAUAAAACAAAAACCUACAAAAAAAAAAAAGAUAAAUAGCCUUUUAUUCAAUACAUAAUUACAUGUUGGCUUGGUAGGCUUAGUCGAAACUAGUUCCAUUCCGACAGAAAAGAAUAAUAGUAAAAACAAAUAUGAGCUUCUUUAUGUAUUGCUUCUGCCGCCGUAGUGUCCUGGUCAGAUUUAAAGAUAAUACUACAUAUAUCUGAAAUACUGUAUUUACAAAUGCAUACCAGGGCUGGCCUCAACAAACAAACAACAACAUUGGGGGGGGGGGGGGUUGAAACUCCGUCCACGGCUGGUGUGAGUCUGUCGAUAUUGCUUAAAGUCUGCAUAUGUUGUUGAAACUCGUGGCGUUCAGCAUCGCUAAAAGUCCCCGCUGCACGUUGGAAGAGGAAAGCAGCGUCGCUCGUGUUGUACGCACAGCCUUAGAAAGCUUCAGAGACUUAUUUUUGCAUCUGUAUCGUUUUCAGUGAAUCUUUUACAGGUGAAUGAUUGAAUGUAUUUGCUUUUUUAAGGAGUUCAGGAAAUGUUGUGGGUUCACUGUCUGAAUGUUUGAACGGGGGGAAGGACUCGAGCGUACCAAAAAGAUCCGUCAGAGGUCUUUCAUGUUUUAGAAGACUUUGACGGUUAUGUGGCGAAAAAGCGUCCAGCUGAUUUUCAGACAGCUGCAGAAAACAAACUUCUCCCUGUUGGAGAUUCGAUGAGCUAACUUAAGUUUCAAGUUCCAAUCUCUAAAAUGUAAAAAAUGAGAUUCACAAUCGAACAAAGCGGCUGCUAGCAUCAAAUUAGCGAUCUCUAUUUUGAGUUUGACGUCCAUUUUAGUUUGAGCUCUUUCUCUGUGAACUGGUCUGAAGUUGAAUAUGUUUUCAUUUGUAAAACCUCUAAGUAUUGACUGUGAAUCUCAGUGAACAGGAAAGGGGCCAUUAUACCCCCCAAAUUAAUGCAAAAUGGCUCAUAAAAUAUUCAGAAACAGCACCAAUGCACAGAGACGCUGUUUGCUCUGCAGCGCAGUUAGGGGAGCAUUUAACCCUUUCUGUGCAUUUUGUGAAUUUUAAUCUUUUUGACUCGUUUGCACAGAUUCAGCGGUCACAAUGGCCGUGUGUACAUCCACUUGACCUUUCUCGAAUAAAAUGUACAACUAGUUCAUUGUUAGCCACUGUCCUGUUAGCAUCCUAGCUAACCAGUCCAGGAUCUUGUAACUGCUCAUAAGCUAGCAGUUACACCUGAUCAGAGCCAGAAUGUUAAUAUUUCGCUUGUUAGCCAUAAUUUAUCAUCAACGCAGCCUGUUCACUUCCACUUCCAAGACAAACCUUGAAUAUCCGGUUACAGUUCUUGGAUAAACAUUUUAAUACAAACCUGGAUGUACUCUGCAAGCUCCGGUUUGGAGUCGUUUACAGAACAGCUGGUGUGCACGAGUCCUUCCUCUGUUUCUUUUAUUAAAGUCGCUCUGUUUCCUCGCUAUAUGAAAUAUAUCUUAUUGCGUGUGUCCUGGUUUUCCUAAAAAGAUUAACAGCGAUCAGAUCUUCAUUCAGAGAUCUGACAGGAUGAACUCAGCUAAGCAGCGACCGCUUUAAACAGGAAACUCUGUGAUUGAACCUCAAACUGCAGAAAACAUUUAACUUCAUAAACAAUCAUUUGUGCUAAAACCUGCAGCGUUGAGUGAUGAAAAUGAUUUGGUUUCAAAUUAUUUUAUCGAUCUGAUCUCUAAGAAGACAAUCUGGUGCCUUCAUCCGUCCUCUUAAAUGUCUUUAGUUUUUAAAUUGCACUUUGGCACUUCGAUUUGAAGGUUUAUCAUGGGAGACCAAAUGAAUGUUUCUCAAAAGGUGAACAAUGAUUUUAUUUUUAAACCCAGCACCUUCAAACUUACUAACUUAAGAAAUAAAAUAACCAAAAAGUGUUUUUUCUGGAUUCAAAGACAAACUUUCAGCGAUGAGAAACCCUCGUGUUGUCGGUACAGACGGGGUUCAUGCGAGCUGAACAACAGCUGCAUCUCCAAAUCGACUCGUGUGUAAAAUCUUUUGCACAAUUACAAUCAUGAACAAACAUCCCGAAUUAAAAAAAAGGAACCAAAAGACAUCUUUCUUAGUGUCUGUGGUUUGAUUAGACACUUCAAGCUCUUCAAAAGGUUUCAAACAUCAACAGCAGGAUAAAAACAGACGAGUCAGGAGGCCUUCAUUCGGCCGCAUUUUGAUUAAAAGCGGGGGGUUUUUUCAGCUCUCUCUGAAGUCCGACGUGUUUCCCUUGAGAGCGGAGAGUAGAUUAAACCACGACUGAUAAAGACACAACAAAGAGACAAUCGUUCAGGAGGAGAGAAUUUAACCAUUCAGAGAUCCUGAAGCUUUUAGCGGCCCGCUGCGUCCGUCCAAGCUGUUACAGAGAGCGAGCUGGACUCUCAGAGCAGGAGGUCGAUUUGUGAUGACUUUUUAGGAGAACCAGGAGCACUUUGUGUCUUUAAAGAGGAGUUGAGGCCAGCCCUGCUUCAUAACUGAGGUUCUGCUUCUUCUACUACUGCUACUAUCAAACAACCAGCCCUGGGCGCAAAAACGGGCCUGAGCUCCGUUUCAAACCUAAAGGUGCGUUUCCGUUUUUAAACUCUUAUACCAGCAGGUUUGAAAGUCAAAACCAGAAGCUACGUUUUAAGUUCGGUUCCCAAAGUGACAAAGACGCUUCACUUGAUCAGCUCAUGGCCCAGAUUGAGUCCGUUACCUCAGCUUGGACGCCUGGCUGAGAGCGUCUUUGUGGCUUUUUAACUUUACAAUAAAAAAGCCAUCGAUGUUUGUUUUUACGGUUUGAAACGUGUCACAGCCCUGUUUCUGUCGCCCAGGUCAGCAAAACAAUCUGUUGAUGUCUGCUGUAUUUCAAUAAAACACAGCCUUUUUCAAAGGGUA